Molecule: messenger RNA, 2348 nt
Organism: Leptidea sinapis
Lineage: Eukaryota; Metazoa; Arthropoda; Insecta; Lepidoptera; Pieridae
Exons: 5
Coding region: 71-808 (245 amino acids)
Source: RefSeq, a predicted model, not a curated record
UCGGCGCGCACUCUCGCGAACCCCUUCACCGCUGUCAGAUUUCAGCGUUCGAAUUUUAAAUUGUAAUAAAAUGAAGGUGUUAUUUGUUUUUGUUGUGUGUGCUGCCAGUGUCUAUGGGAAAAUAUUGCCUGAUUAUUUCCCACAAUGCAAGAAAAGUGAUCCACAGAUAGAAAAAUGUCUGCUGGAGGCGAUUGAAGUGGUCAAACCCAGGAUAAUAAACGGUGUUCCUGAGCUGAACAUCCCUUCUCUAGAACCCUUCAACGUACCAACCUUGAAGUUGGACAGAACAGGGUCAAACUUACGUUUGAAAGCUACAGUUAAGAAUAUGAAAGUUUAUGGUGGCAGCAACUUUAAGAUUGAAAAGAUAAAAUUGAACUUGAAUAACAAGUAUGUGGGUGAGGUUAGGUUGACAAUGCCCAGGCUGGUGGUGGUGGCAGAAUAUGACGUGCACGGAUCCAGGAUAUUGACACUCGACAUCAAUGGGAAGGGGAAAUUCAGGAGUAACUUCACUGGAAUAACAGUAGUGGCCAGAGGUUCUGCAAAACCAAUAGAGAAAGAAGGGAUUGAGUAUCUACAAGCAGAGAAGAUGAUCACCAAGCUGAAGAUAGGACACGGCCAGCUCACUUUAGACGACACCGAGAGACCAGCAGCUGCAAAAUCGGCAGCAGCAUUCUUCAACGCCAGUCCUGGUAUAGUGUUGGACAUUCUGAACCCCCUCAUCGAAGAGAGCAUCGCUGCCAUUUUGAAAGCCUUCUUCAACAAAUCGUUUGGUGUCAUUCCACUUAAGGAAAUAUUGCUCGAAGACUAACAUAGUAAUAGUAAUGAGUCUGUUUGAAAGUGUUAACCUAACAAUUAUGCGGAAUUUCUUUCCAUAUAAUUUUUUUAUAUUUAAAAGAAACAUGUUAGCAUUGAAACUAUGAUAAUUUUUACGUUUGGAUAGACUGUGACAGCUGUGAACACGUUGAUAAAAAAAACGGCGAACUGUUAGCCUCACACAACAAUCGCGUGUGUAAGACGUAGCUGUCAUGCACACUAACCUAAUAAACCUGGCCUAUUAUCAUGCGUUGCUUAACAGCAAGAGGCUCUCAUUGUCACGUGUCAGUUAAAUUGAUAAUAGGUAUUUAUUUUUCCACCAUUCAACUAUCAUUAUUUUUUAAUUUAGUAUCUCGUAUUUUGUUGAACAAGUAUUAGAUUGACUCUAUUGACUCGACCUGUACUUGAAACAAAUUGUCAAUUAAUUGUAAACAAAAUUUUCCACACAUAUACAUACAUAACAUUGCAUUUGCUUAUUUAGUAAACAAAGCAGAAAAUGCAAAAACUCCUACAUGUAAGUUUAUUUUUUUGUAGUAUAGUUUCCAACUUAAACGAGCUGAUAAUGAGUUAGUUAUAAUAAUUACUAACUCGUUAUUAGAUAAACGCAGUAAAUGUGUGAUAGUAUGUAAUUAAUUAUGCACAUAAUAUUGUGUGCACUAAAAUAUGGGAUCUGAUGGUAAAAUGGUUGCUAACAAUGUGGUCACAGCUAAAGGAAUUCAAAUCAAAUCAAAAUCACUUUAUUCAUGUAUGUCACGGAAAUGACACUUAUGAAUGCCAAAAAAAUCCUAUUGUAUCUACUGCUACUUCGUAAAGGGUUGAGCUAAUGAGAACAAGUAACAAGAAACUCAUUGCCACUCUUUUAAAUCAUUUUAUUACAAAAAAAAUAAACUAUUUUGAAUAAGAAACUCUGCAAUAUUAGUAACAACAGAUUCUGUGUUGUUAGUGACAGUAUCACUUGCAAAAUAAAUAUCUUGAUUAUAGAUAUCACUUCAUGCUAUACUACAGCAUGGAAGCGAAGUUGACUGACUUCAUGGUGAUGGAAAAACACUCUCAUUUUUUAUUUUUUUUUGUUAAGUGGAAAUGUUGUUCAACUUAAAAUAGAACGACAUUUUAAUCCUCACAGCGUCAUAACGCUGUGAGGAAUUAAUCAGUGAUGUGGCGUGAAUUUUCAGCGGGCAAUAAUACCUUAUAGCCUAAACAAAUGAUCGGAUUUGGUUCGGUUGAACCAUCGGACGUGGUCUGGUAGCGGACCAUACGCAAUGGUAUGUCGCAUUGUCCAUCGCACAAAAUUAUUAUUAUUACAGUCCGGACCUUACCGAGUACGACGCGGUACCAAUUGGUGCGAAGUGCCCACCGGACCGUCCAAUUGUCCAGCCGUACCAAAUCCGACCAUGUGUUUAGGCUUUAAGACGUGUGUAACACGAUAAUUUAAGAUGACAAAAAGUUUGUUACUCCAAGUUAAUAUCGUUGUACUGAAAUACUAGUAUAUUAAGCUAUGGUUAUUUAUUUGACUGAAUAAACUUAUGAUUGAUAAA